Messenger RNA from Colius striatus (speckled mousebird), 1641 nucleotides. Its product is annotated as heparan sulfate glucosamine 3-O-sulfotransferase 3B1. Lineage: Eukaryota; Metazoa; Chordata; Aves; Coliiformes; Coliidae. The record is from RefSeq and is a predicted model, not a curated record. Bases 144 to 1214 code for a protein of 356 amino acids. The transcript has 2 exons. Gene Ontology annotation, molecular function: [heparan sulfate]-glucosamine 3-sulfotransferase activity.
CGGCGCUGGGGCGAGCGAGCGGCCGGGCGGGCGAGCGGCGAGAUGCGGCCGUGCUGAGGCUCCGCCGUGCCCAUGCGGCGCCGGGCAGAGGAGAGCCGAGCCGGGCGAGCUCCAGCCAUGCAUCCCGGCGCGCCCGCGGGCACAUGGGGCAGCGCUUGAACCGCUGCCUCGAUGUCCCCGUGGCGUUGCCGCCGCUGAGGCGGAGGCUCCUGCUGCUCUUCAUCAUGCUCUUCCUCUGGCUCUAUAUGUUUUACUCCUGCGCCGGCUCCUGCGCCGGGCUGGCGACCCGCGGCUCUCCCGCGCCGCCCCGCGCCGCCCCGCAGCUUCCCCAGCUGGCGCCCGUGGCUGCGGGGGAGCCGGGCGAGGACGGCAGCCCGGAGCAGCAACGGGCAGCGCCCGCCGCCGCCAGCCCCAUCUCCACCUUCUUCAACGGCUCCGGCACCAAGCGCCUGCCGCAGGCCAUCAUCAUCGGCGUGAAGAAGGGCGGCACGCGGGCGCUGCUGGAGUUCCUGCGGGUGCACCCCGACGUCCGCGCCGUCGGCGCCGAGCCCCACUUCUUCGACCGCAACUACGAGCGGGGACUCGCCUGGUACAGGGAGCUCAUGCCCAGGACCCUGGAGGGGCAGAUCACCAUGGAGAAGACCCCCAGCUACUUUGUCACCAAGGAGGCCCCGGCCCGCAUCUCCUCCAUGGCCAAGGGCACCAAGCUCAUCGUGGUGGUGCGGGACCCCGUGACCAGAGCCAUCUCGGACUACACCCAGACGCUCUCCAAGAAGCCAGAUAUCCCCACCUUUGAGAGCCUGACCUUCAAAAACAGGACUACGGGCCUGAUCGACACGUCCUGGAGCGCCAUCCAGAUCGGCAUCUACGCCAAGCACCUGGAGAACUGGCUCCUCUACUUCCCCAUCGGGCAAAUCCUCUUUGUCAGCGGGGAGAGGCUGAUCAGCGACCCCGCGGGGGAGCUGGGCAGGGUCCAGGACUUCCUGGGCCUCAAGAGGAUCAUCACCGACAAACACUUCUACUUCAACAAGACCAAGGGCUUCCCGUGCCUGAAGAAGGCGGAAGGCAGCAGCAAACCCCACUGCCUGGGCAAGACGAAAGGCAGGACCCACCCCGCCAUCGCGCAGGAGGUGGUGCAGAGGCUGCGGGACUUCUACCGGCCCUUCAACAUGAAGUUCUACCAGAUGACGGGGCAGGACUUCGGCUGGGACUGAACCCCACCUGGCCAAAGUCCCUUAGUCAUACUUGCCCAGCAGGGUUUGCCUAUAUAAAGAGAUCUAUAUGUAUGUAAAAUGUACAGAAAUCUAUUUUAUAAUAAUUUAUUUUUAAUUCCUAAGCAAUUAACUCAGCGAGCUGCCGCGUGCCCACCGGGCACCAGCCCCUAACCUGGUUAACAUUCCACCAUCUUUAAUCCUAAUACGUCUCUCCUGGUCAUUUCUUUUUCCUCCUGUUGUUUGGUUUGGUUUGUAACAGACAGAGGUGCUUCCAUUUUUCUUAAACAAAAUUUGUAUUUAAGAACAAGUUUUUAAAGAGCAAAAAAGUUGUCAGGGGAGGGGGAGGGAAAGCACAGAUCUAUUUUUGUUACGGGUAUCUGGCCUUUAUAAACACUUGCUUUCCCUGUGCCUGUGUCCCAGUCUCUGC